This is a messenger RNA of Patiria miniata (bat star), 1008 nucleotides long. Its product is annotated as neuromedin-U receptor 2-like. Lineage: Eukaryota; Metazoa; Echinodermata; Asteroidea; Valvatida; Asterinidae. Gene Ontology annotation, biological process: G protein-coupled receptor signaling pathway. The coding region runs from base 1 to 1008 and encodes 335 amino acids. Gene Ontology annotation, cellular component: membrane. The transcript has a single exon. The record is from RefSeq and is a predicted model, not a curated record. Gene Ontology annotation, molecular function: G protein-coupled receptor activity.
AUGAAUGCAACUGAUGAACUCAACGAGGAACCAACUGUCGAGAAGUGGGUGUGUCAGAUCAUGGCAGCGGAAGGAGUCAUUGGUGUCCUAGGGAACCUUUUAGUGUGCUACGUCAUCAUACGCGUCAAAUUCUUACACAACUUGACAAACUACCUGCUGGUGAAUCUGGCUGUUGCCGAUAUGCUGGUGUGUCUGCAAGUAUUCUUGUAUUAUCUAACAUCAGACUGUCCGCUUAUUGUUGUUGCCCCUGUGAGCAACAGCGUGAGAGACUUGUUCUGCCGACUUCUACAAUCAAAGUACUUAGCAUUUGCAUUGACCAAUGCCUCUGCCUACAAUCUCUGCGUUGUCACAACAGAGAGGUAUAUUGCCAUAGUACACCCUUUACACUAUGCGAGAAAACUCACAACAGCACGGAUUGCUACUUUGAUUGCUCUGAUUUGGGUGAUAUCAUUUGUGUUAUCUUUGCCUCUUCUAUUCACAAUGGAACCCAGCAAUGACGCCAAUAAGAUUUGCUCAAUCAAAUAUCCUCACCGCUUAUUUGCAAUUCUAUUUAGCAUAUUUACAUUUCUCUUCUCAUAUCUGCUACCCCUAACAUUAAUGAGUUUAGCCUAUUAUAAGAUGCAGGUCACUCUCAAAAGACAAGCCAAAGCCCUGAACCUGCAACAUGCAAGGGCAGCAGCAUAUGACCUUUUGAUUGCUAGACAGAACCUGGUCAGCAUGCUUAAAACUGUCUUGGGAGCUCUCAUUGUCUUAUGGACAGUGGAUUAUUUUGCUGUUCUUCUCUGCCUGCAGUCAACAGACAAGGCUCAGUUCUCGUUCUGUGGAUCGAUGAUUUACCGGCAUAUUAGAAUUUUUGCUAAUUUACUGUUUAAUUUCAAUUCAGUCAUCAAUCCAAUCAUCUAUGAGUUUAAAUACAAGAAAUUCAGGCGAGGCCUUAAGGUAGCUUUCUGCAGAUGCUCCAAAAGGCAGGGCGGUAACGGAGUUGACGUUGAGAUGGCACCAUUAUGA